Molecule: messenger RNA, 495 nt
Organism: Lachancea mirantina
Lineage: Eukaryota; Fungi; Ascomycota; Saccharomycetes; Saccharomycetales; Saccharomycetaceae
Source: the annotation of a GenBank genome assembly
AUGGCCGUCGCGCAGAAGCAUGAGCUCAGAGACCAACCGGAUAGAAAGAAGCAGAAGAGACGGCGCAAUUACGAUGCGUACGACCAAGAAGUCGCUGCGGAACAGUCCAAGACCAAGGAGCAGACAAAGGACGAGGACGGCAGCGAGAGUGAAGAAGAUGACGAAAAACUAGACCAAACCAUGGCCAAGGAACAAGAAGAGGAAGAGGAUUUGACCGAAAUUGACACUUCUAACAUCAUACGUGGCGGAAGACGUACCAGAGGCAAGGUCAUCGAUUACAAGAAAACUGCGGAAGCACUAGAUUCGGAAGUGGCCGAGGCCGUCGGGACUGAGGCGGUCAAAAAAGAUCCCAAAGAUACCGCCCAGGAGGAUCCCAAAGAAGACUCCGAGGAGGUCACCGAAGAGGUCACCGAGGAAAACACCAAGGACGGAGACGGAGACGGAGACGAGGACGAGGACGACGAAGAAGACGAGGACUACGCUGGUGAGAGCUGA